Acaulospora morrowiae is the source of this 183-nucleotide messenger RNA. The record is from the annotation of a GenBank genome assembly. Lineage: Eukaryota; Fungi; Glomeromycota; Glomeromycetes; Diversisporales; Acaulosporaceae.
AUCCCAACCCUAAAGGUCCCAAUCUUUCCUUUAUGUGGACACCUCCUGACAAUGAUGUUGGACCGAUUAGCUUCGUUGGUACGAUUGUGCAAAGCGGUCAAGCUGGUUUCCAAAUCAUCAAGGUUCCAACAAACUUUACCGUUGCGGGUAGUAAAGUUACUGGUCCAUCCACAUCUGGUGGAA